AUGUUCGCCGCACGCGCGAAUCAGGAGAAUGCAAUCUACGAGCAGCAGACGGCGGCGGCUGCGAAGCCUCUCAAUCAGGGCGUGAAGGGGCUGGCUCCGAAGACACCAGGAAACAAAGCUCCCAAAACGCUUUUUAAGAGGCAGCAGAACGAUGAGAACGCUGCGAAGACGGGCGGGAAGGGCAAGCAAGAUGGGCUGUUCGGUGAUGGUAAAGGCGGGAAGGUCGAUAAGAGCGCCUUCUUGACGCCUGCAGGCCCUCGCGCGAGAGCACCGCUCGGGAACAAGACGACAAAUGCCAAAGCCACGGCAUUUCAAACUCCUGCUCCGCCUUCAGCACAACCCACCAGCCCUCGCAUGCGCCGAGCCAAGAUCAAGGUCCACGAAGCAGAGCCCGCGACCGAAGACGACUACGAAGAGCGCGAGAUCGAGUACAUGCCACCGCGCGAAGUCCCAUUGCCCGACCUCCCGGACGACUGGCCAGCCGACAGGACCUACCCUCAGUUCGAAGGCAACAACCUGACUCGUGGCUGGAUGUCUGAGUUCAAGACGAAAAAAGACAAUGACGACGAUGAUGAAGACUUCAGCGACUUCGAGGAGAAGCUGAAGCGGAUCGAAGAGUUGAACGCGAAGAAGAAGCAGGCGCAGGAGGCGAAGAAGGGGAAUGCGGUCAAGAAAACGCCAAUGUUGAAGACAGCGCGCGAUCCACUUGAUGCGAAGCCAACGACGAUUUUGUCGGCGAAGGGCGCUGCUUCUGCGUUGUCGCAGCCAAAAGCUGUGCCUAGCUUUGCUGCUCCGACGGCUGCGGCGAAGGCGAGAGCUCCGUCUGCGCUGCAGUCGAAGAAGGCGGGCGGCACAGUCAACCCGAUCGGCAACAGUCGCCAUACCGCGGCAAAAGUGGCAUCAAACUCGACGCUGGGCUACUCCAAGGGCAGAGCAGUGUCCGCUUCGGCGCGCAAGCCGCUUGCAGGUGUGCAUGAGGAGGAUCUGUCCACUUCGAAUAUGCCCUCGCCGCCGGCAAAGUGCAGCUUGAAUGAGCUGUUUGGCAUUGAGGAUUCGGACAUUACGGAUGAUGCUGCUGGUGACAGUUUGGUGGAGGAAGACGAGUCGCCAGUCUUUCAGUUGGAUCCGGUGGAGCUUUGA
Saxophila tyrrhenica is the source of this 1140-nucleotide messenger RNA. RefSeq lists its product as uncharacterized. The coding region runs from base 1 to 1140 and encodes 379 amino acids. NCBI's taxonomy places the organism in Eukaryota, Fungi, Ascomycota, Dothideomycetes, Mycosphaerellales, Extremaceae. The transcript has 2 exons. The record is from RefSeq and is a predicted model, not a curated record.